This is a messenger RNA of Raphanus sativus (radish), 2074 nucleotides long. RefSeq lists its product as uncharacterized. The transcript has 6 exons. The record is from RefSeq and is a predicted model, not a curated record. NCBI's taxonomy places the organism in Eukaryota, Viridiplantae, Streptophyta, Magnoliopsida, Brassicales, Brassicaceae. The coding region runs from base 148 to 1752 and encodes 534 amino acids.
CGAAAAUCAUCUUGAAAUUUGUUUGAAAUCGUGGAUAAUCCCGCGAGCGCGAGGCGAGGGAAAUCUCACUCUCAAGCUUCUUCGGCACAUAAAAAGUCUCUUCCUCUUUCUCUCCAAAAGAAUCGAAUCCCUAAUUUCUUCUUCCUCAUGGAUUCGAUUGAAGCACCCUCCUUUUCGCUAGGGUUCGACCUCGAUGCCGCAUCGGAUCCCAAGCCUGGUUUAACCGGAGACGAGGAGCCGGGACUUACGGUCUCAGAUUCCGAUCUGGAGCUUGGACCUGGUAGUUCAAGCCCGGCUCUCAAGCGGUUGCGACGCGGAUUCAGUGAUAUCAACAAGUGUUCUGCGGAAGAUGAUGGCACGGAGGAUCGGGAUGAUGACGACGACGACAUCGAGGAGUUCUCUUCUCCAGAAGAUGCACCUGCAUCAACAAGAAGUCAUUUCUCUAGUUGCAGUUCAAGGGUCUCACUUCGUGGUUCUGGGGUUUUUACUAACCAGCCGUUUUCUAUCUCUCGGAGCCUGGAAAAGAGAAAGCGGUUGGAUGAUGUUCCUGUAUCUACUGGCUCUGGGAUUACUUCUGUUGCACCACUGUUUCAGAGUUCAAAUACUAGUCCUCUGCGAAGGUUCCAGCUACUGGAAUCAGAUUCUGAAGAUGACCACCCAUCCAAACGCAGCAGAGAUUCGUGCCGAGUAACCGAAACUAAUGAUUCAUCUUCUAAGAGAAAGGAGCCUGGAUCUCUGCCAUGUACUGGAGAUCUGUUGAAAGAUUUUCCUCCGGUUGGAGUUACAAAGACUCAAACACCAGCUCAGCGAAGGUUCCAGCUACUAGAUUCUGAUUCUGAAGACGACCACCCAUCCACUCGCAGCAGAGAUUUAAGCGGAGUAACUAAUACCAGUGAUCCAUCCUCAAAGAGAAAGGAACCUGGAAAUAUGCCAACUCGUAGUCCUCUACGAAGGUUGCAGCUACUAGAUUCAGAUUCUGAAGAUGACUGCCCAUCCACCAGAAGGGAUUUAAGCCGAGUAACUAAAACAAAUAAUUCAUGCUCAAAGGUUCAACCAUCUGUUGCAAAUAAACCAAAGAGAAAGGAACCUAGAGAUUUGUGGAAAGAUUUUUCCCCAGCGGCAGUUUCCAAGAUUCAGACACCAGCUCUGGAUGAUGUUUGUCAAGACUAUUUUAGCUCGAUCAAGAAAAGCACUAGUAGCACAGCUCAGAAACAAAGCAGUGCUGUGGCAAGUAGUAGCAAUAGUGGAUUGUUUCAGCAAAAUGAGCAUUUCCUGGAUUCUUCCAACCCUACUCCUCCAUCUCAUCGUUUCUUCUUGCACAGUGAUCCAAGGAUCCAGAAUUUAGCCCGGAAGCGGUUACCAAACUUCUUUCCUCUGGGGAUUUUAAAUGAUCGAGAGAACCGGCGAGAGGAGUGCCUUAUUGAUUAUAUGAACCAAUUUGGCAGCAACGGGAGUUCUAAAACCGGAGUUUCUAGCAGUAAAAGGUGCAGAGGUGGGCAAACAAAGUCAAAGGUCUCGAACUCCAAAGCGAGAUCUGCAGUUCCAAAGGAUGCUGGCAAAAGACGUGUAUCAGCUAACACUGGUAGUGCAGGUCACUGGUUUACAUCCGCAGAAGGAAGGAAGGUCUAUAUCUCUAAAGGUGGACAGGAGUUCUCAGGUCAAAGCGCAUAUAGAUGCUACAAAAAGGAGACUGGAGGCGGAUUUAACAAGUCCAAAAAGAAACGACAGCCAAAGAAGAAGGCGAAGAAGUGAAUAAUUGAAGCCAUUUUUUUCCCUUGAGGAUACCACAAAUUCAAGCUCUCUUUCACAAAGUGCUUUCAGAAAUGACUCCUCUGGAUAUCGACUGUCGUGCUAUGCUAUACGAAACUCCAACACCUCGACGGCUCGACACUUCAAAAGGGUUAAUGCGUCUACUUUAAAGCUUUCUGUCCAAUUGUUUUAAUUAUGUCUUUCUUUUGUGAAUAUGUUGGUUCAUCAUAUAUAUUUCUGGAAAGAUUAGAUUCAUCAACUCCAUUCCCAAAUAGUUUUAUAUACAUUAGCUCUAAGCAGAAUAAUCACAUUGAGCUUUUCAAAA